Papaver somniferum (opium poppy) is the source of this 1998-nucleotide messenger RNA. RefSeq lists its product as uncharacterized. Bases 835 to 1224 code for a protein of 129 amino acids. The record is from RefSeq and is a predicted model, not a curated record. The transcript has 2 exons. Lineage: Eukaryota; Viridiplantae; Streptophyta; Magnoliopsida; Ranunculales; Papaveraceae. Gene Ontology annotation, cellular component: chloroplast. Gene Ontology annotation, biological process: chloroplast organization; regulation of DNA-templated transcription. Gene Ontology annotation, molecular function: double-stranded DNA binding.
GUGACCUCGGAAAAGUCCAGUUUCCCCAAAACCUCUCUGUAAGUGCGAUUUCUAAAACCCUAACUUCAAUUUUUGUUCCCCAAUUCUUCAAUUUCUGUAACAAUGUUUCGUUCUCUAUGCAAUACAUUGAUCCGAAAGGGAGGAGAUUCAAAACCCCUCUUUCUAUGCUCACAUCUUACAUCACAAAACCCUUGUUUUGUUCCUGUUUGUAUCAAGGUUAGAUUUUUUUCUUCAUCCUCCAUAAAUCACAAUGAUUCUUCUUGUUCUUCAUCAUUCAUUCAUUUGUAGUUUCUUACUUGAUGAAUUCAUGUGGGUUAACUGAGAAACAAGCUCACUCUGCUUCUAAGAAACUGAAUUUCAAAACCACAUCAAAAUUACGGGUUUACUAAAUCCAACAUCUCUAGAAUAAUCAUGAAGAAGCCUGAAUUCCUUUCAUUUAAUACUCAUAAAACCUUUAAACCCAAACUUUAUUAUUUCCUUUCUAAAGAAAUUUCUAGACUUGAACUUAUCAAACCCAGAAAUGCUAAAUAGAAGUUUAGAGAACCAUAUUAUUCCUGUUUUCGAUUUCAUCAAGAACAUAGUUGGUACUGAUAGAUACGUUUUCGCCAUUUUUCGACGCUCAAGGUUUCCUCUAGAACUAAUUGAGAAAGUGAUGCACAACAUAGAGGUUUUGAGAGAUGAAGGUGUCCCUCAAUCAAAUAUUGUCAAGUUACUGAUCAACAGACCGACGACACUAAUGAUUAGCACUGUUAAAUUCAAUGACAUUUUACAAGAGAUUAUGGGUAUGGGUUUUGAUCCUCACAAAACUGCAUUGCUAUUCAUGUAAUCACAUCGAUGAAUAAAUCGACUUGGGAGACAAAACUGAAUGCUUACAGGAAAUGGGGUUGGUCAGAAGAUCAAAUUCAAAAUGCAUUUAUGUUACAUCGUCAGUGUAUGAGGAACUCAGAGAAGAAGAUAUCGACGACAAUGGAUUACCUUGUGAAUCAAAUAGGUUAUAGUUCAUUGCUUAUUGCCCGACGCCCAGUGAUUUUGAAUUAUAGCUUGGAGAAGAGGAUCAUACCGAGGGUUUCUGUUCACCAAAUAUUAGCAGCCAAAGGUCUGAUGAAGGAUAAAAUUUCCUUGCAUACAAUUUUGCAAAUGGGUAAGGAGUCUUUCUUAGACAAGUUCGUCAGGAAGUAUGAACAACAAGCUCCUGAGCUAUUGAAGGUCAAAGAACUCUCAUGAGAAACUGUUGGCUAAUAUAGAUCUAACAGCACAAACAUACAAAGGUUUCUCUGGAAAAGGUAUUUGCUAUGAGCAUCAUUUCAUAACCCACUCGGAAUACUCACCAACUUAAAUGUAUGCGAUUGCAUAAUGCAAGAUUUUUCGCAUAUCCAGUGUCAUCACUGUGUGGGAACUGUGGGAACUUACCCGUGAUAUUAUCCCUGUCUCUACUAGGAUAGCUAGAAAUAGUAGUCUUUGUAUCUCCUAGUAUCAGUCCAAUGAUUUGCUAUGACAUGCUGCAGUAGCUUUUGGAGUAUCCCCAAUACAACAAUCAAAGACUAAAUUUUUUCUUCAUUUAAAGAAGACUCACAAGUGGCUUCAAUGCAACAGAAAUUAGUCUGGCAUCAUGGCAUAGUAUGUGGAUUUGUCUGGAAGGCUUGUUAUGAGAAAUACUUUAAAAAUAUAUCAACCGCAGAGGAAGGAAGUCUGCUAGGAGAUGUUGCUGUUGUACUAUGGCUACAAAUUUUCGAAGACAGAAAGCAAGCGGGAAGAUUUUAAGUUAAUGAAACUGUUAUUGUAGAAAAUGAGAUAGGAUCAGACCGACCUAUCAAAUACUGACUUGUAGAUUAUAUUAGAGAUAACAUAACUAUAUUUAGGUUUUUCAUUUGUUUUUUUUCAAGUCAUAAUGGCAUUUUAGCAAACUAGGUUUGCAGCAAGCUACUACUCGAGGUCUGUAAUUAGUAAAGAAUGGUAACACAUCAUGCCUGAAAUCAAUAUUUUGGCUGUGAGUAUAUA